CGCGCCGCGUCCAGCGUCCCCCGCCGCCGGGCCGCCAGCCGUGCGUCCCGGUGCACCGCGCAGGAACAUGGCGGGAUCCGUGGCCGACAGUGAUGCCGUGGUGAAACUAGAUGAUGGGCACUUAAACAACUCUUUGGGCUCUCCAGUUCAAGCGGACGUGUACUUCCCACGACUGAUCGUUCCAUUUUGUGGGCACAUUAAAGGUGGCAUGAGACCAGGCAAGAAAGUGUUGGUGAUGGGCAUCGUAGACCUCAACCCAGAGAGCUUUGCCAUCAGCUUGACCUGUGGAGACUCGGAAGACCCUCCUGCCGAUGUGGCCAUUGAACUCAAAGCUGUGUUCACAGACCGGCAGCUACUCCGGAACUCUUGUAUUUCUGGGGAAAGGGGUGAAGAGCAGUCAGCAAUCCCUUACUUUCCAUUCAUCCCAGACCAGCCAUUCAGGGUGGAAAUUCUUUGUGAGCACCCACGUUUCAGAGUGUUUGUGGAUGGACACCAACUCUUUGAUUUUUAUCAUCGCAUUCAAACAUUAUCUGCCAUUGACACCAUAAAGAUAAAUGGGGACCUCCAGAUCACCAAACUUGGCUGACGCUAUUUGAAGCACUUUGAGUUCAAGUAGGAUCAGGUGUCAAAACUACAUAACUGUUGGUUUGGAAGAUGUGUCCUAGAAAGAUCUGGAGACUUAUACAAACAAAAGGCAAGCUUCAUUGUCUCUUCUUUCUGUGCAGUUCAAGUCUAAAACAACUGGGGUUUGCCCAUAAGAUGAAAGCUGUUGGACAAAGACACCGAGCCAUUACUCCAAAAACAAAGUAAUACCUUAAUGCUGGAUUUUAUUCAGACUACACUAAAAUGGAUUUGUGAUGAUUUGUGAUUUGGUAGCAAAUUAUUCGUCAUUUCCAAGCAAGGUUAUUUAGAAACAAAAGUGCUAAAGACAUUAAAAACUACCACGGUACAUGAAAACCAACACAUUUCUGCACUAACAUGGAAUUGUGUAGCACAAGCACCAUUUUAGUCAGGGUAUUUACAUAGAAUGUAGUUUGUUCAACGUUUGGGCUUUAUUUUGUUUUGGUUCUGGAGGGUUUUUGGCUUUGUUUUGUUUUGCACAGCAUAAUGUUAACUUAGAUUUCUUGAAGCUUUCUUGUAGUUAUUUAUUUAUAUUCAAUAUAUGUACUAGAGAAUGAGCAAUGUCUCAAGAACAGCAAAGUUAUGAACUUUGGAAUGUACAAAUACCUUAGGUCCAAGGGAGGGGGAAUUACAUACUAUAAUCAUAGAACAGGUGCAUUUAUAUCUGUUGGAUGAUUAUUCUCAAUACCCCUGGACCUCUCAGCAUAAAUUGCUCUAAGUGCUUUUGGGAAAAAUUUGCAACGAUUUGGCAAAACUGCUUUUCAAGUUAUUGUCAAUUAUAUGAAAUUCUAUUUACAUUGCUUUUUCUCUUUACUAUGAAUUAGCACAGUAUUAAGAUUAACUGUUCCCUAGAUUUGCAUAAUAGCUCAUUGUUAUUAAAUUAGUUGAAAACAUGUACAAGGUGAUUGCGUAGACAAUUUUUAAAAUGAAUAUUAUAUAAAGUUUUAAAAGUAUAAUAUGAAAGAUCCUGGAAUGCAGUGUAAAGCAGAAGCAAAUGACCCCGAAUAACUUACUUAGAAAUAAUUUAUACCAACUUAAGCUGUUAGCUCAUUGUAUAACUUUUCUUAUGCAGCCCUCACCAAAAUCCCUAAGCAAUGCCUAUGGAGUUUCAGAACAGAAGAUACUUCUGACCAUAUUCGCUUGGAAGAUAGGAUAAGAUGGGAUCCAGAUUAGAAAAGGAUCCCACUGGUUUAUCAGAAAGGUUAAUUUCUAGGAUCUCGAAUGUUAGAGCCCAGCCAGUAGUAUGAAUGCUUCCAAUGAACUCAUUCAAGUUUCCCUGCACUUGGGGAACUAAUCUGAUGGUAGUCUCUGGUACUAGGCCACAGAAAGUUGGUGUCCUGGGAAUUGAAUUUCACAAGCUGCACUGGCCCUGGAGAGAAGGACUCUUGGCAUUGCUUUGGUCAGGUAGAAAGGGGGAAAAAGAGGUGCUGGGGUGGGAUGUAUUUAUAUAUAAUUUAGGUUUUGUUUGUACAGCUUACUGCGUCUUGUUAUGACAUGUCCUCGUCCUGCUUUGCUUUUGAGUUUUGUUUUUGUUUUUUUUUAUUUUUUACACAACAUGCAGAGGCACAGCCAUGACCAGGUCAUGGUUAUGUGUCGAGAAUGUAGACAGUGUUUCAGUACCAAAGUCUAAUAUAACAGAGCAAACUAAAAUUGUGAAUUUUUUAUAGGUGAUACAUUUGGAUUUAUCUCAACUUUGAAACUGUUCCACAGAGUUCCAUGGUGUUUAUAUGCAAGGAUACUUUGUCCAACAAAACUGGCUGUGCUUUAUGUAUCAGCUGACUUAUUCAGCCAUAGUCAGCAUGGGGGCUGUUCUAUGGCUCCAGGUAUUUUCAAGCUGUUGAUUAACUUCUCAUGGCUUGUGAAGCCACUUUUAAAGAGUGUUUGUAGAGAGACAUCCUGAAAUAUAUUUGUAGGGGUUUGAUUCAACUCAUGGUGGAAACCUCCUUGGGAGGGUUCUUGAGUGGCCAACCAUCCUACGCACUGCUUGGUAGAACGUAAACAAUCAGGGAGUAAAUGUGAUCAGAAGUGACUGUUCUCUCUUAUCUGCAAACUCAUUAGCAGCCAAGCCCUUAGGAAGCUUAAUGUGAAAAUACAGUGUCAACCCUCCAUUGCCCUACAGGUCGUGGGAACCUCUUGGGUAAGCCUAUUGGGAUUAAUCUAAAUGAUGUGAUGGUUUGAUUUAGGUGGAGCUAAAUGAGUAGUGGGGAUAAUUCCACUGUCCUUAUGAUUAGCUGGAAACUGGAACGUGUUCACGCCUUUCCCCAGCUUGUGAGGUCUAAGGUAUGAAUUUUAGGUUGGAAAGUGCAAUUGAACCCUUCACAGGACAAGUAUUUGCAUAUGUGAAGAGUUAUUUCUAACCAGAGCCCUAGUUUCGCAAUAACCAAAAACUGAGGAAUCACAAUCAGGCUCUGGGGGAAUAAAAGGCAGGCUUUAGACAAUCUGUUUCUGCAGCAAAAUUGGGGUAAAUGUGUAUAUCUACUUCAAAGUUAUUAAAAGUGACUUCUACUUUCUGGGGUUUUCCAGAAUUGUCUUAAAAUUAUUUUUUUAAAUUUUGAACUCUCAUUUCAAAUCUUGCCAACCUCAGUUUAAGAACUCCUAAGAGAUCACUCUGAUGAUUUGUUAAAUGGCAAUUCCUUCCACUUGUAUUUAAAAGAAGAUAUCCAAAAUGAGGGAGAAAGCCCUAUUGCCUGGAGAAAAACAAACCUUGGCAUUUUCCAGCAUUCAUGUAGAAAUAAUAAUAAUGUUCCUAUGAUGACAUAUUUUCAAAGAAACACUUUCUUAUUUACUGUAUGGUGUAAAAUGUUGCUAAAUGUGUUGUUACAUUAUGUCACUGCUGAAAGUUAUUUGCACUAUAAUAAAGGAAUUUUCUAUAAAAUGUC
Molecule: messenger RNA, 3500 nt
Organism: Dipodomys spectabilis (banner-tailed kangaroo rat)
Lineage: Eukaryota; Metazoa; Chordata; Mammalia; Rodentia; Heteromyidae
Gene: Lgalsl
Product: galectin like
Exons: 5
Coding region: 68-586 (172 amino acids)
Molecular function (GO): carbohydrate binding
Source: RefSeq, a predicted model, not a curated record